Pisolithus orientalis is the source of this 794-nucleotide messenger RNA. RefSeq lists its product as uncharacterized. Bases 171 to 701 code for a protein of 176 amino acids. The transcript is spliced from 2 exons. The record is from RefSeq and is a predicted model, not a curated record. NCBI's taxonomy places the organism in Eukaryota, Fungi, Basidiomycota, Agaricomycetes, Boletales, Pisolithaceae.
GGAUCUUUAAUCUCCACCUGCCCGUUCUGUAUGGCGAAUCUGCUGAGAACGCGCUUGGCCGCCUCCUCUCCGAAAUCAUUUCGCAGUCUGGGGAUAUCUCGGUUCUGGAUUGGGUCGGAGAGGCGUCAUCGUUUCAUAGCUGUUUCCCUGCCUACAUCACCUCGUAUCGAAUGCUACCUUUGCCUCCACCCCAACCUAUCGCAGAAGAACACGCAGCGAUGAUACAUACGGAACAACCCGAGCAGGCCGGGUCGUCAUCCACAACACUACGGAUGCUAUUUCGUUCACUUGCCAACUCCCUACCUCCCCGAUUUCUCAGUCACCGCCUUAUCCUGCCAUGCAUCGCUUACCGUGUUACAGCAAUUCAGCGGAGGGUAAAUCCGUCGACCCGGAAUUACACGUACAAAAUCCUAGCAUCUGGGCUGAGGACCACUCGAGAAGAUGUGACAAUAUCACAAGGUGCUUUGCUGCUUGCUCGUCCCUGGCACUCGCGGCAUCUUCUUGGUCCAUUCACUAACGUUCACGCCACGAUUGAAGAGCAGCUACUUUUUACACUGGGAAGGCCAUUUAACGUUCUUUUGUUGACCAAACUACCCCAAAACGAGUACCUCAGGAUUGCGUCUUCUAACCUCAUUACCGCCCACCCCAUAGACUCUGCCAGUAUUCUGCAAAGCAGACUUAGAAUAUUCGAUAUUGUAUAGAUAAUCCGUCUAUGGCGUUCCGAUACCAGUCAUAGUGACUCCGCUGGUCCUCCCCAUUGUGGUUUACACUCCGACUCCAGAUACGGCUGCACA